Messenger RNA from Pelecanus crispus (Dalmatian pelican), 396 nucleotides. NCBI's taxonomy places the organism in Eukaryota, Metazoa, Chordata, Aves, Pelecaniformes, Pelecanidae. The record is from RefSeq and is a predicted model, not a curated record.
AUGCCAGAAAAGAAAGUCAGGAAAGACAAAAACCAGGAAGAAAUAUCAAUACAAGCUAAAGAAAGUAUGAUUACAGAGCACUAUCUUGCAAAAUGCCUGAGAAGCAGACAGGAUAUGAAACUGCCUUUUGCAGGGUAUUUGGAAGAGAAAGAAGUGAAGACCAAAAUGAGCUGCUCCUCCAGGGCUGGGCUGGCUGUCUCUGUAGGCCCCAAAGACAGGAAGCUGUGCAAAGGGAAACAGGCAGCAUGUAUUGGGGCUGGAGCCCCUGUGUGUCUGGCUCCUGUGCUCCAGUACUCGACAUAUGAGGCUGUAGACAUGGACAAGGAAAUUUCAGAGCAAAGCAAACCAGCACAUUUCUCCAUCGCAUAUUCUCCAGACUGUAAAAAGAUACUCUGA